AUGUCUACCUUCCAAAUCACAGUCAACUCCAAUUUGGUCCCCGUCCUUAGACAGAAUGAGAAUGGACCAUGUUAUAUUAUUGCCCUUGUUAACGCCAUCUUACUCCGGGAUUCACAGUCACAGUCACAGUCACAGUCUGUGCAAGACUUUGUGGCAAAAUUGACGGAGUUAGAGAAGUCUCAAAAGAAGGUCCCCAUUGACGAGAUAUAUGCCUUUCUUGUCGAUUCUCUACUUGGAAUGGAGUCCCUAGACCCAACAGAGAUUAUGAACACGCUCCCCGUCUUGGAAAGUGGGUUGUUGAUCAACCCGGCGUUUGACGACCCCGUGGUUACUGAUUUUGGACUCUACUCUGAAGCGAUUUCUGCAAUCCUGAGCCAUUUCAAGGUGAAGCUGUACCAUGGAUUUAUAAUGCCCUAUGACUUACUUGAUCGGUUGCAUGAAAAUGGUAUCGAGACUACUUUUGAUAGUUGCCAAGAUUAUCUAGUCUCCCACAUAGAUCACCCCGAUGAUGACAUGGCUCUACAGAUCAGCACUUUUCUGUCUUCCGAACAGACACAGUUGACAGAAUCAGGAUUGGAGCUUUUGACACAACAGCUAUCAGAUGACGAAAUAGCCAUAUUUUUUAGAAACGAUCACUAUAGCACUUGCACUAAACAUAAUAACCGGAUCUACUUACUUGUCACCGACGUUGGUUAUAUUAACCAGCGUGACAUUGUUUGGCAGCCAUUGGCUCUAGACAAUGACACUGACUUUGUAAACUUUUCCUUUGAACGGUCUAGAAUCGUUUCCCCCGAACGAAUCAAAGACCCCAAACUACAAGAACAAGAAGAGGCUGAUCUUCAACUGGCAAGGCAAAUCCAGGUUCAAGAGGAUGAACAUCUUUCGAAACGUUUACAAAGGGAUAAGAACAAGCAUCAGCAAAAAUCACAAGGGAAAAUAUCACAAAAAACACCACAAAAACAGGAACUACAGCCACAGCAGCAUCAACAAACAUAUUCUAACAAAGUACAGAAAACGUCAAAUGGGAAAGCAUGUUCUCUGAAGAAAAGUAAAAAGAAAAGCUGUAUUAUUGUUUAG
Messenger RNA from Pichia kudriavzevii, 1077 nucleotides. RefSeq lists its product as uncharacterized. Gene Ontology annotation, molecular function: cysteine-type carboxypeptidase activity; cysteine-type deubiquitinase activity; K48-linked deubiquitinase activity. Bases 1 to 1077 code for a protein of 358 amino acids. NCBI's taxonomy places the organism in Eukaryota, Fungi, Ascomycota, Pichiomycetes, Pichiales, Pichiaceae. Gene Ontology annotation, cellular component: cell periphery; cytosol. The record is from RefSeq and is a predicted model, not a curated record. Gene Ontology annotation, biological process: protein K48-linked deubiquitination. The transcript has a single exon.